Molecule: messenger RNA, 3247 nt
Organism: Diachasma alloeum
Lineage: Eukaryota; Metazoa; Arthropoda; Insecta; Hymenoptera; Braconidae
Gene: MED25
Product: mediator of RNA polymerase II transcription subunit 25
Exons: 7
Coding region: 410-3109 (899 amino acids)
Biological process (GO): positive regulation of transcription by RNA polymerase II
Cellular component (GO): transcription regulator complex; mediator complex
Source: RefSeq, a predicted model, not a curated record
GCAGCAACAAAACGUUCUCUUGUGGUUGUAAAAAACUUGAAAAAAACUUAAAAAACUUGUAAAAAACUCGUGUGUUAAUUGACAUGUAAUCCCCAUUUUUGAAUUGUGGACAGCAAGCCGCCUUUUCAACGACUGCACACAAUUUCCAUUUCCCCCACCCCUUGACCAUUUUCUUGGCGUAGUGUCAGCUGGUGUCAGCAUUUCAACACUCAACAGCAUUUUGUGCUAUGUUGUAGACAAUUUGACGAGUCAAUUCAGUUGGAAUAAAAGGGAAUGAUGAAUAUGAGCUGUGGAUCAACAUGUUCUGAAUGAUGUAGUGCAUCUGGAUGAAUUGUGAAUAGUGGAGUUGAUGUGCCCCUGAGGGUUACUAGUGGUGAAGUGGUGGCAAGUGAUUAUUGCUAGUUGUUUGAUGAUAAAAGCUAUGGUGCCCGUGCCGAGUGAACACGGCCCCCAGGUCGACGUGAUCUUCGUGAUCGAGGGAACAGCUGUGAAUGGAGCUUAUUUGAAUGACCUGAAGACGAAUUACUUGAUUCCAACGGUGGAGUACUUCAGCCAGGGGACUAUCGAGGAUCGGGAAUAUGUUUCGGAGAACAGUACGACCCUCUACGGCAUAGUGGUCUACCACGCAGCAGACUGUCUCCCCUCCCCCACAACGACAACCCGCGGCCCCUUUUCGAACCCCCACAAGCUCCUCUCCUCCCUCGAGCGCCUAGAGAUGGUCGGUGGCAAGGGUGAGUCCCACGCCAACAUCGGGGAGGGCCUGGCCACCGCCCUCCUCUGCUUCGAGGACCUCCAGAUAAAACGAGAGCCCACCACAAACUCCCAGAAACACUGCAUCCUAGUCUGCAAUUCCCCCCCUUACCAAACCGUCGUCCAAGAGUCCCACAAAUUCGCAGGGCACACAGUUGAGAAUUUAGCUGCAGUCUUCCAAGAGCGUGACAUAAUCCUCUCGAUCCUGUCCCCGCGAAAGAUCCCAGCCCUCUUCAAGCUCUUCGAGAAAGCUGGGGGUGACCUCCAGACCUCCCAGACCAAAAACUACGCUAAAGACCCCCGCCACCUUGUGCUCCUUCGUAAUUACAACCUGAAAGAACGUCCAGUCAGUCCACCAAUUGGUGGACCUGUCCACCAGACAGGUGCCAGCGCUGCCCAGAUCCCCUUGAGUCCACUGCAAAGUCACGACAGUCCCAACACCAAUCAAUCAGGCCAGGCCCUGUCGCAAACAACUCAGUCCCAGACACCGUUGAACCCGGCGUUCAGGAGUCAGGCACCAGCAACCCUCAAUUCCCAUCAAUCUGUGGCACCUCCAAUCGGCCCAAUUAAUCCUGGACGCCCUGUAUUCAAUCCACAAUUGCCUGGACCUCCCAAUUACCACGCAGCACGAGCUGCACAGCCCAGGUGGAAGGGCCAGUUCAUCCCACCAGGUGGUGGAGCUGUUCAAAAUAACAAUCAGGGAAGUGCCCUCAUUGCACAGCUGACCCAGCCACCGUCCUCCCUAGGCCUGAAUAUUCAGUUCAACCAGAGGAUGGAUGCCAAUGGGGCUGUUAUGAGCAAUCAGCAGGGGCAGGGGAGCAAUCAGGCCAAUCAGUCGCCCAUUGCUGGGGGAAAUCCCUCGCAGGGACAGGGCCAGGCUCAGGGACAAGCCCAGCAGACGCCGCCGCAGGGGGCGCAGGGGCAGGAGCAGAACCAGGGGAUGCAGACGAUGAAUCAACCUCCGCCUGGACAAAAUCAGGCCGUUUCCUCCAGUGUCAUGAGUCAGACUAUCUCCAGUCAGGGACAGCAAAGUGUGGCUGGCAAUCUUCCACCGGCUGUUUCCUCUGCUCAACAGAUGAGUCAUCAGGGCCAGAAUGUUGGGGGGAUUCAGCAGGUCUCGCAGAUUGGACCACCUGGGAGGGAGAGACCCACCAUUUGGCACGGGAUCCUGGAGUGGUCGGAGAAGGCGAGGAAUCCUACGGAUCCGCAGAAGCAGACUCGACAGGUUCCUUGUCAUGUGUCUGCGAAUACGAAGGAUGGAGAGCCCGAGUUGAAGGCGGACUCUUGGCCUCCGAAGGUUCUUCUGCAACUCGUGCCGAAAUUGUUGAUUGGGAAUAUUGGUGGGGCGUAUCUGAAGAACUCCAAGUCUGUUCUGUUCCACCCGACUCCCUGCGAGGCCCUGGACUCCUUGACGAAGGUCAUGAGCGCUGGAUUCGCUGGAUGUGUGCACUUCCCUUCGUCCCCGAGUCUUCCCAAUUGUGAUAUCAAGGUUCUCAUUCUGCUCUAUACCGCGGAGAAGAGGGCUUAUUUGGGGUUCAUUCCGAAUGAUCAGUCUGGCUUCGUCGAGCGUCUGCGGAAGGUCAUUCAGCAUCAGAAGAAUAAUCAAGCUCUUUUGAGGCAGAAUCAGAUAUAUUCACAGGGAGGCGCUGGGCCACCAGGUAACAACGUACCUGGCACACUUCCCGGAACAUCACCGAUAUCUCAAGGAGGUAUUCUAAUGUCGCAGACUAAUACAAUAGCCAUGGGAGGUGGACAAAUCACGCAGAACGUUGUGCCCACGAAUAAUCCCCAGCAGGGAUUGGCUAAUUCAACCCCUCAAAACCAGAUAAUCCAUAUACAGUCGGGGGGAAUGCAGCAGCAGCAACAGCAGCCGAGCGGUGGAGUCCAGGGGAUGAUGGUGCAGCAGCGGCCGAAUUUCGAUGGCAUGGACAUGGCUAGACAGCAGAAUCUCAUGAAGAUUCAUCAAUUGAGACAGACACUUGAAGCUGCACAACAGCAGGAGGCUCACUACCAGACGCAGCUAGACACCCAACAAAAUCUGGAGGCUGCGCAGCAACAGGAAAUGCAGUACAAAUUGCAAAUGGAGAUCCAGCAGGCGCAAAAGGCAUUGAGCGCAAAUUCGGGAAUCAUUGGACAACAAGCCAAUACCCAGAGGAUGAUGCGACCUGCUAUGACGAAUAAUCUUGGAUUGCGAAAUUUAUUGCAGCAGCAACAACCCCAGCAAUAUAGGCAACAGGUUCUUGGAAUGCCGCAGCAGAUGGUGGGCCCACGAGGGCAGAUGGGCACGCGACCAAUGGCACCGACGAAUCAACAGAAUCAGCAAUUCGACGAUGUUACCAAUUACGAUUUUAUGCCUUGAGAGGUUCUCUCUCAUUAAUGAUGAAAUACUGUUUUCUGAUUCAGUGGAGAACAUAUUGUAUUAGAUUUUAUAUUUCUAUUAUAUAAAUGUCAAUAACUGCCACAGAAUAAACAAAAAGGAAUUCAUUUCAUUCUCUGA